UUUGUAGUCACUGUUGGCAACAAUAAAAACAAAUCAAGCCGAAUAACUCCAAUUAAAUAUUUCCGAACAACUUUUUACCACAUUAUCACACUUUUUGUAAUAAUAAUAACAAGUUGAUUGUGUACUAGUUACGUUAUUUUAUGUAAAUAGUCUACAUAAACAUCGCAACAGUAACGUAAUCUUUGCGUGGUUGGUAUCGUGAGCCGCUCUCAUAACCUCUCAUUUUGCGACAACAAAAAGGAUUUUUGUGCAGAUGGCAAACGCGAACACCGAUUUAACGGAGGAGGACGCCGCUGAUUUGCAGUUCCCGAAAGAAUGUGGCCCCCCUGCGUUUUACUCUAGUGACUCAGAUAGUGUUUGUUCGAGUUGUUCGUGCGAUUUAGUCGCCCCUUACAUUUAUUGCGCUUUGUGUAAAGUGAAUAUUUGUACGUUGUGUUUUUCAAAAGGUGCGGAAUUCGGGGGGCACAAGAACGAUCACGAUUAUCACAUAAUCCGAGACGAUUUUCCGGUUUGGGGGAACACGGAUUGGACGGCCCGCGAGGAGGUUGUGUUGCUCGAGUCGUUGCAGAAAUACGGGAAUUGGAAUUUGGUGGCAAAAGAGUUGCCCCAUAGGAGUGUGAGGGAGAUUAGGGCUCAUUACGAUUGGUUUUAUUUAGACCGAAAGGGGGCGAGUGAGUUGCCCGAAGUGAGGAGUCCUGACUUGCUUUACGAGACUGUGGUGCCGUACAGACACCGGAUCAGCGACACCGAUGAGCCCCCUCGCUACUCGCCCAACACAGUGGGGUACAAAUCCCUGGCCGGGUAUAACCCCGCGCGGUCUGAUUUCGAAUGCGAGUUCGAUUCCUCAGCCGAAGACUUACUCUCGAACCUGAAACCGGUCGAUAAGGACGACCCCCAUUUCGAUUUAAUCACAAAUCUGCAAUGUUCGAUUAUCCGGAGUUACAACCGGCGGUUAGUGGAGCGCCAAAGGUGGAAAAAAAUCAUAAGAGACCAUGGAUUAAUCAUUCUACGGAAAGUUAACGCGUGGCUACACCGCUAUGACGUCACAAUUACUCGCCCUGUGUACGAAAAACUGAUCAGGUUUAUGCAAUUUUGCACCCCUGUCCAGUUCGAGAUACUGAUGGAGGGGCUGCACCACAGCGGCGAACUCAAAAUCCAAAUUAUGAGAUUGUGCGAAUUACGUCAACACGGAAUUACAUCCCUCGCCGACGCUCGACUCUACCUGAAACUGAAAGAAGUGCACGAGAAAUGCGAGAACGAACUGAAGACACUGCACGCCAGUGCUCAGUUCAACUGGAAGCUGAACAACCGGAGUUUUCCGGUGGAAACCCCGAGGAAAAAGUCCGGGUUUACUCCGAUUGAAAUUAUCGGGAUGCCGGGCUACGAAAAACUGACUCCGUCUGAAAGGGAGUUGUGCCGGACUGUGAGACUAGUACCGAUCACUUAUCUCGAACUCAAAGACAUUCUUAUCGCCGAAAAUAAGAAAAUGGGGUCGAUUAAGUUGAAAACAGCGAGGAAAAUACUCAAAAUUGAUGUUAAUAAGACUAGGCGUUUGUACGAUUUUUUGGUGCAAGAGGGAUAUAUUGUCAAACCUGUGUCUUGAAAAAUAUAGUCUUGGUUGUGAA
Molecule: messenger RNA, 1625 nt
Organism: Tribolium madens (black flour beetle)
Lineage: Eukaryota; Metazoa; Arthropoda; Insecta; Coleoptera; Tenebrionidae
Product: DNA-directed RNA polymerase II subunit Rpb4-like
Exons: 3
Coding region: 254-1603 (449 amino acids)
Biological process (GO): chromatin remodeling; mRNA export from nucleus in response to heat stress; positive regulation of translational initiation
Cellular component (GO): P-body; nucleus; SAGA-type complex
Molecular function (GO): transcription coactivator activity; chromatin binding; translation initiation factor binding
Source: RefSeq, a predicted model, not a curated record